Molecule: messenger RNA, 1872 nt
Organism: Trichoderma asperellum CBS 433.97
Lineage: Eukaryota; Fungi; Ascomycota; Sordariomycetes; Hypocreales; Hypocreaceae
Product: mitochondrial 37S ribosomal protein uS4m
Biological process (GO): ribosomal small subunit biogenesis
Cellular component (GO): mitochondrial small ribosomal subunit
Molecular function (GO): rRNA binding; structural constituent of ribosome
Source: RefSeq, a predicted model, not a curated record
CGGCCCUCAGUGAUCUCGUCAAGCUGCAAUUGUCGCCGGUCGGCUCGCCAAGAUGAGAAAGCCGUACCGUUUCUACAGUUUAAGUCGCCCUAAAUUGCGACAAUCAUGGAACAAGUAUAACUUGUAUAACCUGUAUCGCCAGACUGGACGAGAACCCCAAAUCAAAGGCACGCCCACCUUCUUCCAGCAAAAAUGGGCGGCGAAGGCGAAAACUCGAUCAUAUCACGGAGAGCAUAUCCCCGAAAAGAAAUGGGUUCGGCUCUUCUCCCGCCGACUUCUCUCUGCCGUGGACAUGCCGCCGGAGUAUCUGGCAGCACACGAUGGCUCUGAACAGGCUGCCGGCCGUGGUUCCGGUUUGACUACGACCACGGUCUCGGCCGAAACCUUUUCCAAAGUCCCAAAGCUCAGCACUCAAGAGCGUUCAAGGAAGAGGGCCGUCUUUGGAGAUGUGAACAAGCUUUUGUCGGAUCAAUUCAACAACAUGACUCCCUAUAUGCAGAUGACGUUUGCGCCUUUGGAGAGGAGAUUGGAUACCGCAGUAUUCCGAGCUCUGUUCGCUAGCAGUGUCCGACAGGCACGCCAAUUCGUCAUUCACGGAGCCGUGACGGUCAAUGGGAAAAAGAUGGUCCAUCCUUCUUACCAAUUGAAUCCCGGCGACUUGUUUCAAGUAGAUCCAGAGAAAGUUAUGUACGGAACAGGCGUUCAAAAAGCACAGCAAGGAAACUCGCGUCUUCGCGAGAAUCUCGAGGCUAGACAAAAGAAGGCGGAGCAAGCAUACCAGAACGCUGUGAAGAAGACAAGCGGCGCCACUGCUGCCGCCGAAGGAGAGGCGGAAGGCGAGAAGGGUGAAUCUGAGGCUGCCGCCGCCGAGGGCGAAGCUGCUGAGGGCGAAGCCGCUGCGAGCGAAGAAGUUGGAUCGCUGACUCCGGAAGCCCAAUGGCAGCUGAACAACAGAGCAUUGAAAUUUCUGCUAAAGGAUGUCAAGAAGAUCUUGAAAAAUAACCCCAAAGACCUUACUGCCAAGGAGAAGAAGCAGCUUCGCCUAUUCCGAGCUGAUGCCAAGCGCUUCCUCUCACAGCCUGAGAAGAGCGAGGGCAAUAUUACCGAGCUCAUUGAGGAACUGCAGCAGCAGAUGAAGAGCCAUGAGCUGAUGCGCGAGAGCUUCGAGAAGCUCUCUCUGAAAGAGAAUCAGAGCCAAGGACAGCCCGAGGCCGAGGCCGAGGCUGGAUCUGAGAGCGCCAACGCCGUCGCAAAAGAGGGCGAAGAGCAAUCAGAGCUCAGCAGAGAACGACAGGUUGAGAAGGGCCUGGAGGGCCUAUCAGAUGAGCAGAAGGCCAAGGCCAAGCGAAUAAUGGGCGACGCUCAGCUAUCUCGAGAGGAAAUGAGGAAGCUGGCCCGUCUGCUUCAAUACGAUGAAGAAAACCCCAUUGAUGAUUCCAAGCCCUAUGCUACCCCAUGGCGGCCCCGCCCUUUCAUGUCAGCGUUUGCUUUCAUCCCUCGAUACCUCGAAGUCAACCCCAACAUCUGUGCUGCCGUCUACCUGCGACACCCAGUUGCACGAAAGGGUAUGGCUGAAGUGCCAACGCCUUUCAGCUACUUGACAAGUCAACUGACUCACAACUGGUACCUUGAGCGUGGCUAAGACAGAGGGGGGAGCAUUUAGAGAGAAGCAGCUGGUGAGGUUGGUGUAUAUAUCAUGAUGUACAACUUCUACGAAGAAGGAAAAGGGAAACGGCGUCAAAAAAAAAUUAGAAGAAAACAAGAGAAAAGGAGAAAGUCUAUGUAGGCUAUGUAUGAUGAUGAAGCCGGGGCUGGAACUUGCUCCAGGCCUCGGUAUGUAAUAGUAUAUAUAAAAUAACUACUAUAUGCUUG